UAAUUGGAACAGAGAAACUUAUGCAUCGAAUUACACAGUGAAGAAUUUGAGACUACGGUUCUGUCUUGUUUGCAUUGCGUGUUUCGGCUACUUCGCUGUUGUAAAGCUGUAUUAGUUCUUGUCGAACUGUUUCACCACUUUCUAGAGACUCAAAUUUGCAGUAUUUUACUCGUAGGUCAACAUGGGCGAUUCAUACGACAUCGAUAAAGUAUCCAUUCCGAGACUCGCGCUGCUAAAGAAGGGUAGCCAAGGAUAUGGCUUUAACUUACACGGAGACAAAACUCACCCGGGACAAACUAUCAGCGCUGUGGACAAAGACAGUCCCGCCGAAAUUGGAGGCCUAAGAGAAGGAGAUAGGGUGAUUGAAGUCAACGGUGUUAAUGUUGAGGAUAUGACACACGGCGAUGUUGUAAAAAGGAUCAAGGAAAACCCAAACGAGGCUACGUUACUAGUAUGUGACAAGGAUACUUUGGCGUACUUAAAACAAAAUAAUCGGGCUUGUAGCGCGGAUUUAGCAACCUUACAGACUGUGGUUGAGUCAAAACCGAGCGAGGAGGAGACUUCGGUUCCUUCUGUUGUCGUUAAUGGCGAUUCACAUCAAGAAGAAGUAGUUCAAAGCUCUGCUGAGGUUGUGGCCGAAAGCGCUCCGCCCCCUGCACAGACAGAGACGGAAGAUACUACGACCCCUGAAGAAGUUAAAGAACUAAGCAACGUCCUCGACGAACAAGAUACCAAACCUGAAGAGCCAGCAGAGGCUGAGACCGCUCCAGAAGCCGUGGAAUCGGUCCCUGAGCCAGCACAUGAAGUAGUAUCCGAAUCAGCGCCCACGGAGCCACCCAAGCCAACCGAACCCGAGCCUUCUCCAGCCGAACCCGAGCCUACCCCAGCCGAACCCUCUAGUCAACCAACUGAUGACGGUCUGAAGUUCGACAUGAACAGCGCCAGACCAAAAAAGAAAAAUGUUAAGGUUGCUGGAGGCUGGUCGAAUAAAGUAAGCGUUAUUGACUCUCUGUAGAAUUACUAUAUACAGUGACUUUUGGGCAAAAUGGCGGCCCUUCGUGACUCGCUGUACUCGAGUAAUGACUGUUGAAGAUGCUCAAAUCCCCCGUCUAAAAUUAUAUCAGUCUUAUGGGGAACAUUUGGUGAUGUACGUGCGGAAUUUGGUUCAGUGUUUAAUUACUGUUACCAUAGCACCGUAUAGCUGAUUCUUUUAGUAUUAGACCUGCAUAAUAGAGACCUCUAUUUUUUGAGAAAAAAUAUAAGAUUUGUAGCCCGUUUCAUUUUGUACCAUUCCCCAUGUCAAAUGUCAUACAAACUUGGCAUGUCUAGUUGCACGGGUAUUCGAUUUGUGAGCUACCAUUGUUAUUCUAAACACCAAGAGAUAAAUUCUAUCGUUGUUUUUUUAUUUAACAAACCGUGGGAGCUUUAAGAAUGUCGUGAGCGCUGUGUAGUAAUUACCAUAUAUUUGUUCCACAUCGUUUAGUUCCAAUUGAAAAUGCCAUGUAUGUUCUAGAAUACUCGAUGAUAAAUGAUUCCAGAUUAUUGUAUUACGGUACAAGUAUCUCGCUUAUAACAACAUCAGUAAUUUUGUCAAUUUUAAGGACGUACACAUAAUGGAAGCGGUAAAAAUAACAUUGAUUUUCAAGUAUUGUGUAUUCGCGUUUAUCGUGUAGUAUGUAUGUAGCCAGUUUUGCAGAGCUCAACUUUCAAAUAAAGUUUAUGAAUCGAUUGUUCGCUACUCUGCAA
This is a messenger RNA of Nematostella vectensis (starlet sea anemone), 1746 nucleotides long. Its product is annotated as Na(+)/H(+) exchange regulatory cofactor NHE-RF1. NCBI's taxonomy places the organism in Eukaryota, Metazoa, Cnidaria, Anthozoa, Actiniaria, Edwardsiidae. Gene Ontology annotation, biological process: protein localization to plasma membrane. The transcript has a single exon. Gene Ontology annotation, cellular component: apical plasma membrane. Gene Ontology annotation, molecular function: protein-membrane adaptor activity; protein binding. Bases 182 to 1015 code for a protein of 277 amino acids. The record is from RefSeq and is a predicted model, not a curated record.